Saccharomycodes ludwigii is the source of this 951-nucleotide messenger RNA. It is a transcript of the gene SUI3, whose product is annotated as translation initiation factor eIF2 subunit beta. Bases 1 to 951 code for a protein of 316 amino acids. Gene Ontology annotation, biological process: formation of translation preinitiation complex; formation of cytoplasmic translation initiation complex; translational initiation. The record is from RefSeq and is a predicted model, not a curated record. Gene Ontology annotation, molecular function: translation initiation factor activity; mRNA binding; translation initiation factor binding. The transcript has a single exon. Gene Ontology annotation, cellular component: eukaryotic translation initiation factor 2 complex. NCBI's taxonomy places the organism in Eukaryota, Fungi, Ascomycota, Saccharomycetes, Saccharomycodales, Saccharomycodaceae.
AUGUCCGAUUUGACUGCAGAAUUAGGGUUUGACCCAUCAUUAAAGAAAAAAAAGAAAACUAAAAAGACUAUUUCCGCUCAGGAUUUCGAUUCAGUGGUAGGCAACAAGACAGAAGGUACUUCAGUCCCCACCAAUACUUCCAGUUCCACCACAAAUGAUGAAGAUUUAUUUGUGGGCUUAAAAAAGAAAAAGAAGAAGAUUCCAGCCAGUUUUGAUGCAGCCGUUGAAAAUGAAAAAACAGAAAGUUCACCAGCCCCAUCUUCUUCUGAUGCUCAACUGGACGAUAUAACUAAUAGCUUGGGUGAUUUAAGCUUAAAAAAAAAGAAGAAGAAGAAGAAGGCCCCAUCUAAUUUAGAAGACUUUGAUAAAGCUUUGGAAAAAGCUGGUAUCGAUGUAUCCGCCACCAGCGAACAAGGAACUCCAGAACUAAGCUCCACUACUAGUAGUACUGCUAGUAGUAGCAUCCAAGAAACUGUUGGUUUACCAUAUAAAGAUUUAUUAACCAGGUUUUUCAAUAUUUUAAGAGCAAACAACCCAGAGUUGGCUGGUGAAAGAACUGGUACUAAAUUUAGAAUUCCACCCCCAGUAUGUCAAAGAGAUGGUAAGAAGAGUAUUUUUGUUAAUAUCCAAGAAAUUUCUGAAAAAUUACAAAGAAACCCAGAACAUUUAAUCCAAUAUUUGUUUGCAGAAUUAGGUACUUCUGGUAGUGUUGAUGGUCAAAAGAGAUUGGUUAUUAAAGGUAAAUUUCAAAGUAAGCAAAUGGAAGGUGUUUUAAGAAGGUAUAUCAUUGAAUAUGUUACCUGUAAAACUUGUAAGAGUAUUAAUACUGAAUUGAAGAAGGAACAAUCCAAUAGAUUAUUCUUUUUGGUUUGUAAGAGCUGUGGUUCUACUAGAUCUGUAUCCUCUAUUAAGAGUGGGUUUCAAGCUACAGUUAAAAGAAUCAAGAAAUAA